This is a messenger RNA of Xenopus laevis (African clawed frog), 2796 nucleotides long. It is a transcript of the gene dynll2.L, whose product is annotated as dynein light chain LC8-type 2 L homeolog. Gene Ontology annotation, molecular function: dynein intermediate chain binding. The record is from RefSeq and is a predicted model, not a curated record. Gene Ontology annotation, cellular component: cytoplasmic dynein complex; dynein complex; cytoskeleton. Gene Ontology annotation, biological process: microtubule-based process. The coding region runs from base 174 to 443 and encodes 89 amino acids. The transcript has 3 exons. NCBI's taxonomy places the organism in Eukaryota, Metazoa, Chordata, Amphibia, Anura, Pipidae.
GGGGAGGUGCGGCCCGGGCCAAUAGCGAGCGCUGUGGGCUUUGCCGCUGCACCAGGAGGCGGCGCUAUUUCAAAGGGACAGCAAGAGCUUGAGCUUCUGGAGAUAGGAAGACUGAGGGAGCUGAAAUACACGUUGAUUCCCAAAUCCCUGUUAAACACUGUGACCGGUGCAUCAUGUCUGACAGAAAGGCUGUUAUCAAGAAUGCUGACAUGUCUGAAGACAUGCAGCAAGAUGCUGUUGACUGUGCCACCCAGGCAAUGGAGAAGUAUAAUAUUGAGAAAGACAUUGCUGCCUAUAUCAAGAAGGAAUUUGAUAAGAAAUACAAUCCAACUUGGCACUGCAUCGUUGGCAGAAACUUUGGCAGCUACGUAACACAUGAAACAAAGCACUUCAUCUACUUUUAUUUGGGCCAAGUUGCAAUUCUCCUCUUUAAGUCUGGCUAGGAGAAGGAGAAUAUUCCAUGGUGGACUGUAAUGCACUGAUGGCUGAAGCCAGGAUCCUGUCUAAUAUGGCUGUGCAGCUGCAUGGACUGUAUAUUAUAUUUAAUGUGUAUAUGUUGCAGUAAAAAUUGACUUCUGUUUAGUUGCCUGGAGAGAAGGCGGCUUUAUUUUGUUACUGCUUUUUUUUCUUCCCUCCUUCCCCCCCCCCCCCUGUUUUUUUGUUGUUAUGCACUUGGGGAAAAUGUAAAUGCUUUCUAAUGGCCUUUAAGUGGGAAGAAAACAAAUAAACUAUUCUACAUCAAAUCAGAUGGUAAUAGCUUUCUUUGGGGGAAGGGGAAUGUCACAUAUCUAUGUAUAAGUGUCACUUAAAGCAAUACUGACAUGUUCCUAUAAAAUCAUAGGAACUUGUCAGUAUCAAGUAGUUGCUGCACUCAGAAUAGUUCCCCUGAAAGCCGCCCCCAGCCCUGCGAACUUUGGUGCAGUAGACCGGCUGACGCCACUAACAGGUCUUCCGUAUUGCUUCAGUGACGCUGGGCUGGAACGAUCCUUCCAUAGGCUGAAGUCUUAUUUUCAUUCAUAAUUGGCCUAUGGAAGGAUUUCGCCGUCCCCAGCCCAGCGUCAUGGAAGCAGCACAGAUCAUCUUUUAGCAGUGUCGGAUAAGUGUAGGUUUGCGGGGCGGCUUUGAGGGGAACUAUUCUGAGUGCAUCAAUUACUUGAUACUGACACCUUCCUAUGAUUUUUAUAGUAACGUGUCCGUAACGCUUUAAGCAGAUAACAGGUAGAUCUAUGAAUAGAGGAACAUACUGUGACAAAUCCGGUAUAAUCUGCUUGUUCACUGUAAUCUGUCCUUGGCAGUUGAUUUAUCCAUUAAGUAGUCCACAAGUCCUUAAAAUCUUUGUCAGCCUGUGUUUCAGACAAAGCUAAAGGUAGAGACUUUUCAGUACUGAAUUGUUUAAGAAGUUUGCCAAACUGGAGAAUAUAUACAUGUGCCUAAUAGCUUCAUUAAAGGAGAAGGAAAACCCAACCAUCAUCUUCCCUGAAUAGGUCUCCUAGAGUGGUGUUCGAGUGCUAAAUUUACAGCUCACCUAAGUCUACAAUCAAGGAGCUUUUCAUGUCUCCUAAACACAGCUGCUUUAUCAGAACCCCACCAUAUUGAUUAAGUAAUAACCGAUUCCUUCUCCUCAUGAUCGCUAAUGAGCAUGUGCAAAAUACCCACGUCAUUGUUGACGUCACAUCUCAAAUUUAGAAUGCCGUACGUCGUCAGAGAAGGGAGGAACGAAGCGGCAUCGAUACUAAUUGAACGUAAUGUGACUCAAGGCUGCCACUGGCAGGAAGCACAGUGCAAAAUUCUUACUUUCUGGGCAGCGCUAGCUAUCUACUACUAGUGACCAGGGACAACAGAUUAACUCCAUGCAGUUAAUCUGACAAUUAUCUUACUGAUAGUAAUUUAUUUUUUCACGUUCAUCGUCCUUUAAGAUUUGGGCUGUGGAUGAUUAGUCUAAAUGAAAUCUAGACAGAUUGUCAUGGUGGGGGGGAUGCAAAAAGGCAUUUAGCUGAGAAUUUAGCACAGCUGUGUUAUGGGAUUUUUUUUUUUUUUUAAGAAAAGCCUGAAAGCAUGCAGCGGUGUUCACAAAGGCUAAAUUAGGGGGUGAUGGUCUAAAGUUUGCUAAUUAUCUAGUAACCCAUAGCAACCACAUCAGCAGGCUACAUUUUACUGGUUUGAAUUUUCAAAUCACAUCUAUUUGGGUUAAAAGAUAUGGUCAAACUCCUGCACCUUUACAUUUUCCUGUAAAUUUGUAAACCAAGCACUUAAUGGGACAGACUACCUACAUGAAGUAGUGCACAAAUUUGAACAAAUAAAUGCAGCUAGAGCCUUUUUCUCACUCCAUCCUUAAGACGAUUUAUGUCAGUCCUUGCACAUAUUCAUCACUUGCAAGUCAAACAAGCAUCAAAAGCCACGAACUUGGCCCGAGGGUGCCCAGAUAAGUUUGAAAGAAUAUGGGGCCCAUGCCUCCAUGUUAGUCUGAUAGAGCGCCCCAGGUAGAGAUGUGAAUACCCGAUCUUUCAACUGUGGUAACAGGAUAGGAUGAUACUUACUGUAUACUAUUGCAUGUUUGUAAGCUGUUGUAUAAACCUGCUCAACCGUGUAUCCACCUUGGCGAAUACCCAUUGAAGGGCCACUGGAGACACCACAUGUUAAUAUGUACUUACAACUGUGAGCCAUGUUUGUUUGUUUGUUUUAAUUGUUUCAUUUUUCCUCUGUUUCUUUAUUUUGUUACAUGCUUCCCCAUUCCCUUUCCCUUAAAACAAAAAUAAAGAUAAAAAAAAAAGCAAUAAAGCAAAACUAUUUAACUCA